AUGAUUUUUAACAAUAAUAUAAAAAUAAAAAUUAAAAAUAAUCACCUGGAAUUUUAUAUUUUACAAUUGUAAGAGAGCUACACAAUACACUUAGUUACAAAUUUUAAUUAAUUCAUUGAUUAUUAUUAUUAAAGUUAUUUUAGUCGCACCAAUGAACAAAACUAUUGGGAAAAAAAUAAUUAAAGAAAAAAAUGAUAAUUAAAAAUAAUAGUAGAUUAAGUACAAGAGAUUGGAAGGGAAUGGUAUGAAGCCAAUUCAAAUUUUUAAAUUUUUAUUUCAAUAAAAAGAUCUCCGAUCUUUUUAAAAAUCUCGGAUUCGUGAUUAGUUGGCUCUCGUGGGAGAUAAUUAUAAUUAAGUAAUAAUUAAAAUUAAUUAAGUGUGUACUCGAUUUAUCAAUCUCUUAUUUCUUCAAUGUCGUGUUACCCCUGGAUGAUAGAUUAAUUAAUUAAUUAAUUAAUUAAAAAUAGUUAAGGAAAUGAGUGAAUGAUAUUUGAAUAAAUGAUUAAAUAUUAAUUAAUAAUUAUGGGGUAAUGACAUUCGUAUAAUGUAAGAGUCCAAUAAAAAAAAUACGUUCUUACACGAAAUAAUAUUUUUAAUUAGUUUUAAUUAAUUAAAUAUUAUUAUUAUUUUAUAAAUAUAUUUUAAUAAAUUAAGAAUUUUAAUUUAAAUAUUAUUUAUUAUUUGUAGUAUAUGACAAUUGAUAAGCGAUUUUUUUUUUACUUUUAUUUUCGCGUUAAUAUGGAGUCUGAUGGUAAAUUAAGUGAAGUAAUUAAUAAUUGCGGUGAAGAUGAAUUUAAUUGGAUGAAAAAUGUAAAUAUCCGAGGAUUAAUUGAAGAAAUUUUUAAAGAUUUUUUUGAAGACGUGGAUUUAAGUGAAGUCGAUACUGAGGAGUUCGAUAAUUAUAAACAAUCGAUUGAAGAAAUAAAUAACGCGAGGAAAAUAAUCGCUGCUGGAUAUCAAACUGAUAAUGGAGAUGUAAUUAAAUCAGAUAAAUUUAUUAUUAUUUAUCCUGAUGACUUGGCAUUGAUUAAGAAGAAGUUACAAGUGGAUAUGAUUCCCAAUAGUAGGGGAGCUGAAGAAAAUUUAGGGGAGAGAUCACGUCGAGGAAGAGAAUUGAAAAUAAAAUCGAGUAAUCGAUCAAGUUUAACUCAACCGGUACGCAGUAUCCUGAGGAUAAUGGAACCGAAAAAAAUUAUAGUUGCCACGCCGGUGGAAAUUAAAUUUAAUAAUUACCAAUUAAAUAAACUCUACAAAAAAAAAGCGGUAAUUAAAAAUGUAAGUAACGUUUUAGCAAGAUAUCAAGUAGACAAAAGACCAGAGGGUUCUAAAUUUCGUGUCUUAAUUUCUACAUCACGAGGAGAAAAAGAACAUUUAGCUCCUGGAAUGCAAGCGUUUGUAAUUAUUUAUUUUGAAUCGGAAUUUCCGGACGAGUUUACAGAACAAGUAAACAUUCGUGUGCAAAACGGAAAAUCAAUUGCUAUUAAUCUUCAUGCUUAUCGAGAUUGUCCAGUGCUCGAAAUAACGAAUAUUUAUGAUCCAUGUUUAUGUCUGACUUCGAAAACUUUAACGCCGACAACUGAUGUCACCAGUGAAAUUUUAUCAUGGAAUAAUUAUAAUAAAAAUAUAGACAGUGAUAAUUUAAAUUGUGAUCCAAUGAUCGAAACAGAAUUAGAAUGUGGAAACUGUUUUGUUGGGGAAGAAAUAAAUAUUAAAUUGCAGGUAAAAAAUAAUGGAGGUGAUGGUAAAUUUUUUUUAAUCAAUGAAAUUGAUUGGUAUACUAUGGAUAUUAAUAACAUUACGGAAGACAAUGAUGUCAUGUUGAGUUGUUUUAAUAUUUCGCCUGCUUAUUUUACACUCAAAAGAAAUGAAAUAAUUAUUUUAAAUAUUUUUUUUACCCCAAGUACACAUGGAAUGCAUGUUGAUAAGCUUUUAAUUAUAUGUGAUAAUUAUUCGAUUAAAUUAUUAGAUAUACUUGGCGAUGGAAUUUUAUUUGAACAAGAUUUUAUUCAGUUUAAAUACAAAGAAAACAGUAACGAUGAACGGGUAAUUGAUAACUGGCUUAUCGAUUUAGGAGUAAUUGAUUCCAAUAAUAAUUUUGUACCAUUUAGCAUUACAAAUUUAUGGUAA
Messenger RNA from Microplitis mediator, 2127 nucleotides. Its product is annotated as deleted in lung and esophageal cancer protein 1-like. Lineage: Eukaryota; Metazoa; Arthropoda; Insecta; Hymenoptera; Braconidae. The record is from RefSeq and is a predicted model, not a curated record. The transcript is spliced from 8 exons. Gene Ontology annotation, biological process: negative regulation of cell population proliferation. The coding region runs from base 691 to 2127 and encodes 478 amino acids.